Sitodiplosis mosellana (orange wheat blossom midge) is the source of this 2686-nucleotide messenger RNA. RefSeq names its product mucin-2-like. Gene Ontology annotation, molecular function: chitin binding. NCBI's taxonomy places the organism in Eukaryota, Metazoa, Arthropoda, Insecta, Diptera, Cecidomyiidae. The record is from RefSeq and is a predicted model, not a curated record. The coding region runs from base 378 to 2234 and encodes 618 amino acids. The transcript is spliced from 7 exons. Gene Ontology annotation, cellular component: extracellular region.
CAGUUUUUCGUAGAUCUUCGAUCUGAUCAAACGUGCAAUUUACACUCCGUGCUCGGUUCAGAUUGAUCCAAGUGAGUUUCGCGUACCGUGUGUUCUCGCUCUUAAUUUCUCAACAUUCGUGAAUUGUGCAUGUGUGAGUGAGUGUGUGUAAAAAAUUUGCCCAAUUUUGAACGCGCGUUCUAAUUUUCCCUUGCAACAGAGUGAAACACUAACUUUUUCUAUUUCGCAAAGUGUGCUUAUGACUGAAACGUGAUUUCUUGAUGGUGAAUCAAACGUAGAUUGCGCGGUAACUGAGGACUGAAAUUGGUGGGAAUUUCGAAAACGCAAAUUGAAUUCAUACAAUUCAAUUGGGAACUGAUUGAAUACCAUUGUGAAAAAUGAGUUCGACAUCAAUAAGUAUGAGUCGGCUAGCGAUUGGGCUGCAGCUUAUGAUCUUUACCUUCGUCGCUGGACAGAAUGAACUUUUUAGUAAUCCAAGCCAAAUACCAAAGACAAACUUCCAUUGCAAGGGACGCCCGGCUGGAUACUAUGCAGAUGUUGAAGCAGGUUGUCAGGUUUAUCACAUGUGCGAUGGUUUGGGACGCCAAUUUAGCUACAGUUGCCCCAACACAACAUUAUUUCAACAGAGAAUGCUCAUCUGCGAUCACUGGUAUAUGGUGAAUUGCUCGAAAGCCGAAAGUGAUUACGAUGCUAAUUUAUUGAUCGGUCAACGAGACAAGCCAUUUGUUCGCGAUGACGAGUACGAUGUUCGUACGCCAAGACCGGAUUUGUUUGACAAGCAAUACGCGCCCGAUUUUGCUGGUGAAACAUUUAGAAAGACGAUAUCUCCACUGUUGAACUCAAUUCAUAGCUUUGACAAGCACUCGUCAGUUCUGCACAAGGCAGCUUCAUCUCCCGCUGCGUCGAGUCGUUGGAACACGGUUCAACCUCCAAUUCAAACGACUCCUUUCCCAUCAACGACACCACGUUCGAAUUUCCAGUCGUUCAAUCAAUUCCAGAACGGUCAGCCGACAUUCUCCAGCGGCAGUGAUCUAAAAACAUCAUCAAGUCAAGAUAGUCGUCGCACGCAAAACGAAAAUGUAUUCGAAACAGAUGAAAAACCGGUCCAAAAAACGACGCCAAAACCAUUGAUAAUUGAAUUCCAGCCACCGUUUUUGCAUCCAAUUUUCAAUUAUAGCGAUACAGUGUCGACAACAACAACAAAAAGUACUCCACAAUUCGUGCGGCCAAUACCAACCACCUCAAUUCCACCGUUCAUUCAAACAACGGUGAAUUCGAUUCCCGAAACGCGUCCACCAGUUUCAAACGAGGAUCGAUUCCGGCCACGGCCAAGUUCAGUGGCAAGCUCUGGCGUUAGUAAUUUCGGUGAUCGUUUGCGAACUUCAUCAACACCGACGCCCACAACGCCCACACCAACACCAAAUUUUGUGCCAGUCUUGGCCGAAGAAGGGAAAAUAAAAGAACCGCCGACGGUUCUGUUGCCACCGUAUGAAACGUUGAACUUGUUUGGCAGUGCAUCAACACAAGGGCCGCCAAUUUAUCGCGAAUGGAAAUUGCCUGCCAGCAAUCUGGAGCCACCGUACGAUGAGAAUAAAAGUAAUGGUGCCAUUACAAUCUCAAGCGAUGAAAAUCAAAUACCCGUAAUUCCACCGCAUACGACGAUAUCAGCCGUCGGUCCAUCAUUUGUGAACAAUGAUUUAGUGCCGCCGCUGUUUGAAUCGUUCAACAAUGUGAAAUUGCCGUCAAUUUCAUUGCAACCGCCAGCCUAUUCACCGCUGCCUAUGUUCAAUGACACUGUACCAUCGGCCACAAAUCAUUCAUUCCCAUCGUUUAGUGCACUGAAUGUCAAUUCAUUCACCCAUAGCAACGACAAAUCACAAACACAACGCUCCGUUUCAUCAACACCGACGGCUGCCAACAGCAUUUCAACGAAACGAAACAGUGAAACAAGCACAUUCAAUUAUGUGGAGUUGAAAAAGAAAUUUUCCGUGCCCGAAUUUACGUUCCCAUUGGAAAAUGUCGAGCGACCGAGUUACACCGAAACCAAUGCCGUCAAUUCAUUCCAAAUCAAAAUUCCUGACGAAGUAUCACAGAGUCAGGAGCAACUGGUCAGCGACGGUAGUUCGAAUGAAGUGCAACGAAAGCCAUGGUAUGGCGAAAAUGCCAAAUGCCCCGAAUGUCAUCCAUCAUUUCUAAAGCCUGGCACAUGCGAACCAUGCAUCAAAAUUCGAUAGAUUACCAAUUGCCUUACACUCAGUGCAUACUAGUUUUUAGUGAUCGUUUUUAAUUGCAUAAUUUAAAAAAAUAUAUAACAGAAUUGUUCCGUAGGCGCCAAAUUCACUCUCCUGCUUUCCACUGUGGAUUAUUAUCAUUAUGAUUAAAACACAUUUCAAUUUAGCUUACUUUUUAUUUUGUAACAUUAUCUUUCGUCAUGUUUAUUUACAUUUUUCUCUCGCCAGAAAAAUAUCUCUCGCUUUAAUUCACCGAACAGAAAAAGAAAAAUUGCGCGCGAUUCAUUUUUUUUUGUAUUGUGUAAAUAGCCCUUUAUGAAAUGAAUAUAUAUGAUAUUACGAUUAGUGCCUCUGAAUUAGACGAUAAGACGAGAAAAAUCAUUAAACUUUAGCUUACUCUAUAUAUAAAUCCAAAAUGAAAUAAAUUAAAGAAUUGAUCUAACAAAAAAAAAAAA